ACCUGCGUUCACCCGGCAACGCCAAAUGAAACACACCACCGCCUGCGCAACCACCCCAACCAUUAUCACCGCAUCACCGUCAUCGCCGCCGUCUUCACCUCUUUUGGUAUAUUUGAUCAUGAAGCGUGCAGCCUCAGCCUGCGAAGAUGGCACAGCGCGCAAACGUUGUCGUCGCGCCUCCACAUCUACCCCGCUCGAGUCGUUCGAUCCCGUGCAGUGGCUUGAGUGGGCAGAGCGCGCGCGCUCCAUCUCCGCCUGGGCCUGCAGCGUUGCCUCGAACCCUCCUCGCAGCGAUUCCUGCAAUUCCUGCGAAUCUCCCCCUGCCAGCGAAGCUGAGGUGCCAGACACCAUGUCCGAGAGCUCGAGACUGCGAGACAUGAAGACGGCGCAGCGGGCGCGCCCGCGGUCCUGCAGCCCGACGAAGAAGAGCUCCCAGUAUCGCAACAUCGUCCUGAAGCCUGCCAACAUACUCGUCGAUGUCAUCCACGUUCUGCCGCCCGACGUCGAAGCGCUUCUCCCCAGCGAUCUACGCGACAUCCUUGAUCCUCCCUCGCAUGCUCCUCCCUCGAGCCCCCGCACGCAUGCCGACGCCGCUACCGCUACACACAACGAGAAUGCUGAGGAGGAGAAUAACGCCAGGACAAGGGAACUGGCGGACAGGGUCAGGGAGCUCGCGGCUGUGUAUCUGUUCGAGUGCCGCCUGCUAGCAGGCAAGCCAGGCUCCGAGCCCGAAUACCGGACACACCUCUACAGCGACGUAGUCGAGAAGCUCGCGCGAAUCCCCGCCUGGUGCCGCGUCCUCAGCGCCAGCUGCAGCGACAAGCUCUGGCGUGCCUCGCUCAAGCCGGCCCCUCCGAAUCCCAUCCUCGCCCUGCCCUCCUCCACCUGGCCAUCUCUGCCGCCCAACCCCAUCGUCGCCGCGAAGCCUCCCCAGGGCGCAUCGUUUGAGUCGACACCAAACACGCUUGAUUCCGACGUCGUACGCAUACGGCCUGAUGGCCGCGCCUUCAACUUCGCCGGCCCGCCCGCGUCCACCGCACCAAGCGAGUCCUCCACUGCCAGCGAGCUCGACGGCACGCUCACGACGCCAAAGCCAGACAUAACCGUUGGGAUCUCUCGAGAGGCCUUCAGCCGCGCCCAUGCAGGCCUGCUUGAGUACUGGCAGGCUAAGGAGACCGUCGUCAGCGAUCCGCAUGCCACGCAAGGCGACAUGCGAUUCCCCUUCCUCAUCAUUGAGGGCAAGGGCCUGGUGACGAACGGCAACCUCAUUGGCGCUCAGAACCAGGCCGCUGGGGGCAGAACCUGUGCAAUCAGGGUGCUGGAGUCACUGGCAGAGCAGGAUCCGGAUCCUGCAGCCGAUGGGCCGCGCAUCGUCUUCAGCGUCACAACUGAGGGCGUUAUCCAUGAACUCUGGGUCCAUUACCGUGUGGUGGACGAGGACGACGUUGUGAAGCAUCACAUGACGUGCCUGGGAGCCUGGAGGAGCACGCUUGAGCGCCAUACGAAUGAGCUGGUGGCCGCGCUGGCAUGCAUUCUUGAAUGGGGGGUGGAGGUGUUCCAUGGGCAAGUCAGGCAGGUGUUGGAUAGAGUAUUAGCUAAUGCAGUAGCUGUGCAGUAAAUAUAUAACGUACUUUACCUGCGAACGCCCCACACCACCGAACGCCCCAAAAAUGCUAAGCUAGAAAAAUCAACAGGUAUUUCUUAAAUAACUAACGUACUUCACUAUCGAAAGCCCCACACCAUCGAACACCCCAAAAAUGCCAAGCCCCUACUAAAUGCCACCAUCUCUAUCAUGAAGCCCUCCACAAACGCCCAAUCGACUUCAGACGAAUCCCGGAUACAGCUUGCGCUCCAGGCUAUUCAACAGGACCCAGAGCUAAGCUUGCAGCGCGCUGCAGCUCUCUAUAACGUACCGUAGGAGAAAGUCCGCGGUUGACGCGACGAAAUCGCUCUACAACGCAAAAAGACAUCUAAUUAAACAAAGUUUACUAUAAACAAAGAGCAGGCAAUAGUUAAGUAUAUA
Trematosphaeria pertusa is the source of this 2023-nucleotide messenger RNA. RefSeq lists its product as uncharacterized. The record is from RefSeq and is a predicted model, not a curated record. Lineage: Eukaryota; Fungi; Ascomycota; Dothideomycetes; Pleosporales; Trematosphaeriaceae. The transcript has a single exon. Bases 119 to 1618 code for a protein of 499 amino acids.